Rhipicephalus microplus (southern cattle tick) is the source of this 4964-nucleotide messenger RNA. RefSeq names its product Pleckstrin homology and RUN domain containing M1 (gene Plekhm1). The record is from RefSeq and is a predicted model, not a curated record. Lineage: Eukaryota; Metazoa; Arthropoda; Arachnida; Ixodida; Ixodidae.
UUAACGCGACGGUAGUUCUUGUUUGCCUCAAAUCGCUAAACACGAGGGAAUACAUUUUUGAUAGGACGCGAGUAGUGCUGCUACACGUUUAUUUGUUUAAACGGACGCUGAAAGAAAACGAAACACGUAUUGUUUUUAGGGGGCGCGGCGUGCGUACUUGGAAGAUGGUUGGCCGAUAAUCAGAUGGGUGCAGUGUAAAUAGAACACGCUCGGGUCGUCGGCAUGCAGGGUUUCAGAUUGUCGGGCUCCUACAUUUAACCAAAGACAGCCCUCGCAAUCUGGCUUCGCGUUUACCGAGUGGGACGCGCGUGGCGGUGUCACAAGAAUGGUUCCGCUCUGGAAAAAGGCGACGUCCCCGACCAUUGAGGAAGCGGCGCGGGACAUUGUCGUCAAGCGCUCGCUGACCAAACAGCUCGCUGGCUGCGUGCGCGACUUACAGCAGGAGCUGGUAAACGCCGAGCCUGUCAUCACGGGCGGCGAGUCAGUCUCCAGGGUUUGCUUCUGUCUCGAGGCCAUCUUCAUCCACGGUCUCAAGGACAACAUCGUCAAGAAGAUGUCCAGCGUGUUCGGCAACUCCGAGAGGCUGCCGACACCCGACUUCUGGCCCGUGGCGAUGGUCUACUCGCACAAGGACGUGCUCGCCCAAAUCGCCGGCCUCAACCAGAUCAGCACGGAUAUCGGACGCUGCCGAGCCUGGCUGCGUCUCGCGCUCAACGAGUCGCUGCUCGUCAGCUACGUCGAGGCCAUGAUACAGGACCCGAAGACACUGCGCUGCUACUACCGCCAAACUGCGUACAUGGCCGACCGGGAACAGCCCGACAUCGUGAAGCAGUUCCUCGAGGGCCUCUCGGGUUACUCUUUCAGGCUUCCCGUCAACUGCGCCGCUCUCAACUGCUGGAACACCAUGCCGCUGCAGCUGGCUGGCGUGCUCAAGUCGGCAGAAGCGAUGGAACCCGUGAUGCCUGCGUACGACGUCGCCGAAUUCUUCCAGCACGAGGCGGGCCAGUCGAGACGUAUGCGCAGCAAACUGUCCAUAAGCUCGAGCCGUGCCAUGACGUCUUCCAUCGCGAUCCAGGCGAGCGAGCCGCCACCCUCUGAAUCCGAGAAGCAGGCGCACAGCGUGGGCUGCGGUAGCGACAGCGGCGUCGACGUCGCGAUGGCGGGCGCUUCGCUGCCUGCAGGUGCUGCAUCGUGCACCAGCGCCGCCGAGCCUUCCGUGAGCGAGACGAACCCUGACGUGCCGCCGGAACAGACAAAGGUGAUCGAAAUCAAGUCUUGUUCUUCGCCCGAGGGCGCCGCCGCCACUUCGGCCGGCAGCAGCAUCAGCGCGUCGCAGGUGCGCGAACUCCUGCGAACCCUGAACCUAGACGCCAACGAAGGUAGCGCCGUGGCGCAGGCCGACGUCUCCGGGUCGCCGGCGUCAGUGCCCGACUUCGACCUGCUGGACAAGUUCCCGCAUGAGUCGCGUAGGUCCUUCGGUAACGUCCUGGACCCGACUCAGGGCUGGUCUUCGCCCUUCGAGGACGAGUACGAAGACGUGGGCGCGACUGCCGACAAGUCUGACCACUCAGACGACCUGGAGCAACAGAGCUACGACUCUCUGGUGCUGAGCUACACGCAGAACAUCAACAACCAGGUGUGUGGAACGCCAGAGAUGAGGGACCUCAUCACAUCGGCCAUCAGGCCAUAUCCAGAAAGCCAGGCGACACCAGGAAAUGCAUGUGUAAAGGCUGACGACCAGCGGUCCAGUGCAGACUCCCUCGAUGAACUGGCAGACUUUGAGGUGGUUCCGACUGAGAAGGCACCCGAUGUUCGGACGAACCAGCUGCUCUCGCUAAUGGACCACAUUCAGCAGGAGAAAGGCCUCGACCAGCAGGGAUACGCCUGUCGAGGCUGCAACUGCCCCAUUGGCAUGAUCUACGGUGCAAGCUCUGUGUGUUCUUACGACGGCUAUUCGUACUGCCCGGAGUGCGGUGGCAGCGAGUCGAAUGUGAUCCCUGCACGCAUAAUUCACAACUGGGACUUCCGCAAGCACCCUGUCAGUCGUGAGGCUAAAGAGCUGCUCAAGAAAUAUGAAGAUGAGCCUCUGCUAGACCUGAGGAUACUGAACCCUUCGUUGUAUGACGCUGUACCUGAGCUGGCCGCAACGCAAGUUCUUCGCUCGCAGCUAGGUUUCCUGCGGCCUUACCUUCAGACGUGUUCGGAGGCGGCGUCUAGUGCACUCCGAAAGCUCAUUUGGCCUAGGGAGCACCUGUACGAACAUGUUCACCUCUACUCGACCUUUGACCUUCUACAGGUGCCGUCGGGCACCUUACAGCGAGCUCUAGAAAAGGCGAUCAAGUUUGCUCGCGGCCACGUUUUGGACUGUAACCUGUGCGCAGCAAAGGGCUUCAUUUGUGAAAUAUGUCGGGACCCCGCCGUCAUCUAUGCCUUCGAUACGGAUGCGACCUACCACUGCAGUGCGUGCUUUGCAGUGUACCACCGCACCUGCAUCGAAGACGGCGGUCGUGUCUGCCCAAAGUGCGAACGGAGGCGUCAGCGAAUGGAGCAGGAGCAAGGUAUGGUGCUCUGCUCUGCUGGAACAGACUUGACAGCCGACAGUGCCUCUUCUUUGGCCUCGUGAGCCACAUUUACUGGUGCCGGACGAGGGCAUAAGUGUGUUGCAGCUUCACAGAGCUUUUAAACUCGAGUGGUUUUUAAUCAAAUUUCGACAGAGAGAGAAUGUCAAGGAUAUAGGCGGCAGCCUUACUGCACUGCCGAGCUGUCCUUGGGCCUCUCGCCAAGCAAGCAAAAAAAAAUUUUUUUAAUGAGGCCUUUUUAUUUCACACUGGUGCCUACACGAAUAAAUGUAUGUGUCUGACAAAUAUGUUGACAGAAAUCUCGUAAUAUAUUUUUAUGUGAUAGACCUUGCCUGCCUUGAUCCUGUAUGUUGACAUGCAAAAGGCUUGUGCAAUGAGUAAAGUACGAGAACAAAAGAAAUACGGUUUAGUAAAUUAAAUUCUUUUGUACAAUGUGCUUUAUUGUGCUGAGUUGUCUUGCUUCCUCUUGACGUCUGCAACUUUGUUCACCUGUAUUGCGAUGUGACAAUGUUUUACACAGCUGUACAGUGACGUUCUUUACCAGAUCCUUUUCCGUUUUUUUCUUUGGUGCGAUACUUUUCCACUGAUGCCGCUCAGCAUUAUGUGAGGGUGCACGUGUGUAUCCUUUUUGUUUCCAUUGCGUUUUCAUUUUGACACACUGCGCAGAUCUGUAGGUUUGCGUUGUGUACAGUGUUGUUUCGGCUCUCGAUAAGUCUCUGCACUCGCAGACCAGUAGCAGCUUAUCUCGCACGAUAGCGUUCCCCCUAGCUUGUUUAUAGGACUUGACUGCCUUGGGUUGAUAGGCAUAUGCUCUGUUAACGGCCAAAUGCGCACAUGCCCACGCUGGCCUUUGGAAUGUACGUCAUACGCAAGCCAACGUCGUUCCCCUUUUUUUUUUAAGAGGUUUUGAAAUUGUCUGUAAAUAAACACCUGCAGGUUUCGCUGUUCCAGCUGAUGCACUGGAGUUGUAAGCAGUUAGCAACACUGUAGUCUAUCUAAGAAAUAACAGAGCUUGAAUGACAAACCAAUGGUCUAAACAUUUGGGCAGAAUCUGCUUGGGAAAAUGUGAAUGCAUUAGACAUGUUCUUGUUGCAUUGAUAGCCCCCCCCCCCCCCCAUUCUGCACAUACAAUGGUCCUGCUUUGCAUGUCAAUGUUUCAUCACUUUUAUAUACUCGGAAAAGCAAACAAGAAAAUGCCAUUAGCCUUGGCCUCCCGGAAGUUCAGUGCUCCCGGUGAAGCCCGUCUUGAUGCCGACUUGUGUCUCAGUCGGUCGAAAACAAGUGCUGGAUCACUUUUUGGUGAAACUUGACGAUGGCCGACGAGAUGGCCAGUAUGGAAAGCCCAAGCCACAUACCGAUGUGGCCUUCAACGUAGGUGAUGAGGCCUGGAAUCUAGUCAGUUGGAAAAGAUUCCGUUAUAAGAUUCACUGUUGCACACAAUCGAAUGGCUAAGUUCAGUUGGCGGGCAUUCUUGCAUGCAGUUUAGUGAAGUGUCAUUCGGAAAGGAAGGUGCUAGUGUGCGACAUGUUUGUAAAGGGUGUUCUUUGUGGGAUAUGGCGUUAAGUAUGAAUAAGUACUUGGCUUAGUCGCCUGUUAGUCCUUGGACCGACGAUAGCUGCAAAUGUUUGGCCUUCGAUUACCUGAGUGGUAAAAUGCAUUGCGAGGAUGUCUCUUUUAACUGCGGUCCGUAUGGAAAAUGUAUAACGAACACCAUAAAUAGCGUCGCAUGUCAUAUUAUUGGAAAGCUCACAAUAAUUGGUGACAUCUUUCCAGUAAUACGUUGCUGGUUAGUGCCACAUUGAGAUUAUCAUGUAAAAAAUUUAUGGUGAUGGAAGUUGAGGAUGCGAAGACAUAGAAGUCCUUGCUCAACAGAAGCAAACGCUCGGAGCUAGGAUGCAGCAGGUAAUGCGAGUUGCCGAGAUAAUAGUCUAAACUAUCCACUCCUCAGUUUUUUUUCGUAGCGUUUGCACGAUCGUAGUGCCUAGUGGAAUGUGUGAAUCUGUCGUUUUUCAAAGCACCAUGCGUUUCCAGAUCUUGUUUGAUGUGAUAGUAUUGCUUGUGAUGCGCUUGAUAUUCAUAAUUUUCAAAUUCUGAAUUGUGUAUGAGAGAUGACGCAGCAGAAUUAGGUGAUCCUAAGAAUGCCUUUUUUACUUAUGCUUGAGCAGUAGACCUUUUUUUUUAUCCUUAUUACUUAGUAGUAUUCUUUGUGUACCAAAGCUUUGUGAUAUUACACAUACGAAGCAGUUGCACAGGAAGGUGCUUCAUUGUCAUGUACUUCCAACGUGAAAGCUCAACCAGCUUUUAUUAUGUGUAACAGAACGAAUUCUAUUAAAUGUUGAUACACGAGCAUGUUUUUUCUAUGCUGCAUAAACCUGAAUUUUCUAA